This is a messenger RNA of Acyrthosiphon pisum (pea aphid), 937 nucleotides long. RefSeq names its product diphthine methyl ester synthase (gene Dph5). Gene Ontology annotation, molecular function: diphthine synthase activity. NCBI's taxonomy places the organism in Eukaryota, Metazoa, Arthropoda, Insecta, Hemiptera, Aphididae. The record is from RefSeq and is marked provisional. Gene Ontology annotation, biological process: protein histidyl modification to diphthamide.
GUUUUUGAUAUAAUAUACUCACUUUUCCGUAAUAAAAAUGUUUUACAUCAUUGGAGUAGGUUUAGGGGACGUCAAAGACAUCACAGUUCGAGGUCUCGAAAUCGUUAGAAGUGCUAAACGAGUGUACUUAGAAUCUUACACAUCCAUAUUACCAGAGAACAAACUUCAACUGGAAAAUUUUUAUGAAAGGCAAUUGAUUGAAGCUGACCGAGAGCUUGUUGAGCAGGGUGCAGAUGAAAUAUUAGACAAAGCAAACGAGGACAAUGUUGUCUUACUUGUGGUUGGUGAUCCUUUUAGUGCAACUACACAUGCUGAUAUUUUGUUGAGGGCACGAGAUUUAAACAUUGACACUAAAGUGAUACAUAAUGCUUCUAUUAUGAAUGCUAUAGGAUGUUGUGGACUUCAGCUAUAUCAUUUUGGAGAAACGGUUUCUAUACCUUUCUGGACAGAUAUUUGGAAACCUUCGAGUUUUUUAAAAAAAAUUAAUCAAAACAAAUCAAAUGGAUUACAUACCUUAUGUUUACUUGAUAUUCAAGUAAAAGAACCAACAUGGGAAAGUAUUACAAAAAAAAAAAAAGAAUAUCAGCCAUCAAGAUUUAUGGAAGUGAAACAAGCCUGCUCACAAUUAUUACAAAUUAUUGACAGCAAUGAAUUUGAUGGAGAAAAUUAUGUUACGAGAGAAAGUUUAUGUGUGGGUGCAGCACGUAUUGGAUGGCCAGAUCAAAAAAUUGUGGCAGGCGCAUUAGCUGAAAUGGUCAAUGUGGAUAUGGGACCACCAUUACAUUCUAUUGUUAUUGUUGGUACACUACAUCCACUUGAAGAACAGUUUCUUAAACAGUUUUAUAUUAAAAGCAAAUAAUUAAAUAUUUUAUAAGGUUAAUAUGUAAAUUAAAGUUUUUAUUAAAUAUUUUUUACAAUUAAAAACUAAAUAUCUUCU